AUGGGCAGACCACCUUGCUGUGAUAAGAUAGGAGUGAAGAAAGGACCAUGGACUCCGGAAGAAGAUAUCAUUUUGGUAUCAUAUAUUCAAGAACAUGGUCCUGGGAAUUGGAGAGCUGUGCCUACUAAUACAGGGUUGCUUAGAUGCAGUAAGAGUUGUAGGCUGAGAUGGACUAAUUACCUCAGGCCAGGGAUCAAACGUGGUAAUUUUACCGAUCACGAGGAGAAGAUGAUAAUCCACCUCCAAGCCCUUCUAGGCAACAGAUGGGCUGCCAUAGCUUCAUACCUACCUCAGAGAACAGAUAAUGACAUUAAAAAUUAUUGGAACACACAUUUGAAGAAGAAGUUAAAAAAGCUUCAAGCGGGGCAAGAAGGUCAGUCUAGAGAUGGGUUAUCAUCAACAGGUUCUCAGCAAAUUUCUAGAGGCCAGUGGGAGAGAAGGCUUCAAACUGACAUCCACAUGGCUAGGCAAGCUCUAUGCGAGGCCUUGUCUCCUGAGAAACCAAGCAGCUUAUUGAAUGAGUUAAAACCCUCCAGGGCAUAUGAAAAACAAGCUCCAGCAUCACUCUAUGCAUCAAACACUGAAAACAUAGCUAAGUUGCUCAAAGGUUGGAUGAGAAACGGACCUAAGCAGUCCCUCACAAAUUCUACGACUACUCAGAAUUCCUUCAACAAUAUGGCUGGAGCUGAUUCAGUGUCUUGUGAAGGGAAUCCAAAUAAAGCAGAUAAAAAUGGCACUGAAUUAUCAGAGACAUUUGAAUCACUCUUUGGUUUCGACUCUUUUGACUCUUCAAAUUCUGAUUUCUCUCAGUCUAUGUCACCUGAUACUGGCCUUUUCCAAGACGAAAGCAAGCCAAAUUCAAGUGCUCAAGUGCCAUUGUCAUUGAUUGAGAGGUGGCUAUUUGAUGAAGGAGCUAUGCAAGGGAAAGAGUACCUUAGUGAAGUCACACUGGAUGAAAAUAAUCUCUUCUAG
Dovyalis caffra is the source of this 972-nucleotide messenger RNA. Lineage: Eukaryota; Viridiplantae; Streptophyta; Magnoliopsida; Malpighiales; Salicaceae. The record is from the annotation of a GenBank genome assembly.